ACCAUCUACUAUUUUAGAAACUUGUGUAAUGCUGAUCUGUAAUAUUGACCCCUUUUUUCCGCUUAUAUAAAACCAAAACCCUCUCACCAAAAUCUCACUUAGCAAACUCUCACUCUUUUCCCUCUUCAGUUUCUGCUCUUCACUGUUUCCCUUUCAGUUUUUAUACCCUCACAUUUAUCAUCAAUGGCUUUUUCCACCGAGGCAUCGGCAUUUCCACCGUCAAAUCAGGACCCGCCGUCUGCGGUGGCGACGGAAAUGGUUGUUAACGACGGAGAAUCGGCGGCGGCAGCAUCGGGGUCGGGGUCCGCGAUUGUGGUGAAAUGGCCAGGUUGGCCAGGAGACAACGUGUACCGACUAGUAGUGCCGCUGGUGAAAGUAGGAAGUAUAAUUGGGCGAAAAGGAGAACUUGUAAAAAAGAUGUGUGAACAAACUGGUGCCAGAAUUCGUGUCUUGGAAGGUCCUCUCGGCAAUGCUGAUCGAAUUGUCCUAAUAUCUGGAAGAGAAGAUCCAGAUGCUCAAGUAUCUCCAGCAAUGGAUGCUGUGUUUCGAGUAUUCAAGCGAGUUGCAGGACUAGAAGGUGGUGAUCCAGGAGCAGCAGCUGCUGGUUUUGCGUUUUGUUCGUUUAAGUUGCUGAUGGCCUCAUCGCAGGCUGUUCAUUUGAUAGGGAGACAUGGUUCGACGAUCAAAGAAAUCCAGGAAAGAUCUGGUGCCUCCCUGCGGGUGUUAUCUGAGGAUGAAAGAAUUGUUGAAAUUCGCGGAGAGGGUUUGAAGGUGCUUGAUGCUUUUGAGGCGGUAGUCAGACAACUGAGAAAGUUUUUGGUUGAUCAUAGUAUGAUACCUAUAUUUGAAAAGACGUGCUCUCAAGAUCGGCCAUUGGAGUCCUGGGCUGAAAAAUCACAGUCCUUAAAUUCCGAAGCUGGAGCAGUUUCUGAUUAUUCUUUUUCCAUGAACCGAGACACUUACUUACUUGAUUGUGAAGCCGCCAUGGACUCCAAACUCCCGCGCUCUACGCUAUCACUGUAUGGACAGGAUCCUGGACAUGGUGGCAUACGUACUUCUGCUGGCCGAAUUGGUCCUGUAGUAACACAGAUGACAAAGGUCAUGCAAGUACCCCUGUUGUAUGCUGAGGACAUCAUUGGUAUUGGUGGAACCAAUAUAGCGUACAUUCGCCGCACAAGUAAGGCAGUUCUUACUGUGCAAGAGAGCAGAGGCUUACCUGAAGAGAUAACUAUUGAGAUUAAGGGUUCCUCAUCGGAGGUUCAAACAGCCGAACAGCUUAUUCAGGAGUUCAUUAGCAACCACAAAGAGCCAGCCCCGAGCAUGUAUGGGAUGCGUGAGCCUGGAUUUGGUUCUUUUUCACGUUAUGCUGACUCCUACUCAUCAUCGUCGUUUCAAUCUGAGCGUUUUGGGGGGUAUGGUUCCUCUAGUUUUGGAGGCUACAACAAUUUUAGAUACUAAGCGUGAAAACCUUCUGGAAUAGUUACGGGCGAAAAUUCUCGUUUACAACUCGUGGAACCGUUUUUAAAGACAGAUUCAUGUAUGUAAUUAACUCCUGCUCAAGUUCUAUAGAAAAGUUAGUAUUGAACUUA
Molecule: messenger RNA, 1589 nt
Organism: Capsicum annuum
Lineage: Eukaryota; Viridiplantae; Streptophyta; Magnoliopsida; Solanales; Solanaceae
Product: RNA-binding KH domain-containing protein PEPPER-like
Exons: 6
Coding region: 184-1458 (424 amino acids)
Biological process (GO): regulation of gene expression
Cellular component (GO): cytoplasm; nucleus
Molecular function (GO): mRNA binding
Source: RefSeq, a predicted model, not a curated record